This is a messenger RNA of Lontra canadensis (Northern American river otter), 5260 nucleotides long. RefSeq names its product complement C3d receptor 2 (gene CR2). Bases 122 to 4543 code for a protein of 1473 amino acids. The transcript has 27 exons. The record is from RefSeq and is a predicted model, not a curated record. Gene Ontology annotation, biological process: negative regulation of complement activation, classical pathway. Lineage: Eukaryota; Metazoa; Chordata; Mammalia; Carnivora; Mustelidae.
CUAUUUAAGGGCCCCUGUGCCCUGGCUUUCAGCUGUCUCCUGCUUCAGCCCUCCUCUCCCGGAGCUGCCCGAGGCUCGAGUGUCUCGCAACGCAUCCCGCCGCUGGGGCUGCCGCCGGGGCAUGGGCGCUGCGGGCCUGCUCUGCGUUUUCUUGGCUGUCAUCGCUCCAGGGGUUCUCGGUCAGUGUAAGCUCCUGCCAAGGUAUCAUUUUGCUAAGCCUAAAAUUAAGAGUGAUCAGUCUGAGUUUGCUGUUGGGACGUCUUGGGAAUAUGAAUGCCUUCCUGGGUAUAUCAAGAGGUCAUUCUUUAUCACCUGCCUAAAGACCUCCAAGUGGUCAGAUGCUCAGGAUUUCUGUAAACGUAAAUCAUGUACAAGUCCUGGAGAACUCCUCCAUGGCUCUGUCCUCAUACCCACGGGUGUCAUGCUUGGGUCAACAAUUACAUUUUCUUGUGAUCAAGGAUAUCGACUUUUUGGUGUUUCAUCUGCUACAUGUAUUAUCUCAGACAAUACUGUAACCUGGGAUAACGACAUGCCUUUUUGUGAAUCUAUUCCUUGUGGGCCACCCCCAGCUAUCUCCAAUGGGGACUUUUACAGCAGCAGUAGAGAGGACUUUUUCUAUGGAAUGGUGGUGACUUAUAAGUGCCACACUGGACCAAAUGGAAAAAAGCUGUUUGACCUUGUGGGUGAGAAGUCAAUAUAUUGUACCAGCAAAGACAAUCAAGUUGGCAUCUGGAGUGGCCCUGCCCCUCAGUGUAUUCUUCCAGUCAAAUGUCCAAUUCCAGAAGUUGAAAAUGGAAUUAUGGAAUCUGGAUUUGGACGUUCAUUUUCUUUAAAUGAUGCUGUGAUGUUUAGGUGUAAGCCUGGCUUUACCAUGAAAGGCAGCAACAUAGUAUGGUGCCAAUCAAACAGCAAAUGGAAUCCUCCACUGCCAAAGUGCUUUAAGGGGUGUCUACCACCUCCACAUAUCAACCAUGGUAGUUAUAACAUCUUGGAUAAGGAAUUCUUUCCAAUUGGACAGGAAGUGUCCUACAGCUGUGACCCUGGCUAUACCCUCAUUGGAACUAACCCUAUCCAGUGUACAUCCUUGGGAGCUUGGAGCUAUGCAGCCCCUGAAUGUGAAGCAAAAUCAUGCGAUGCCCUUCCAAACCAACUUCUCAAUGGCCGUGUGGUGACUCCUCCUAAUCUCCAGCUUGGGGCAGUGGUUUCAUUUGUUUGUGAUAAGGGGUACCGAUUAAGUGGCCAAUCUUCUAGUCAGUGUGUCUCAGAAGGAAUGAGAGUAUUCUGGAAUAAUACGUUUCCUGUCUGUGAACGGAUUUCUUGUGGCCCUCCUCCUGCUAUCAAAAAUGGUCGGAAUAGUUAUUCUUCUGGUCCCAUAUAUCUUAACACUGUGGUAAGGUACUCUUGUUUUAGUGCCUUCCGCCUCAUUGGAGAAAGAAGCCUUUUUUGUAUAAGUAAAGACCAAGUGAAAGGAAUCUGGGAUAAAGCUGCUCCUGUAUGUGAAUUUUAUAAUAGAAAUUCUUUCUGCUCUGAGCCCAUAGUACCAGGAGGAUACAGAGAUAAAAAAUCUAGACCACCAUACAGACAUGGUGAUUCUGUGACAUUUACCUGUAAUACCAACUUCACCAUGAAAGGAAACAAAUCUGUUUGGUGCCAAGCAAAUAAAACCUGGGGGCCAACACCACUACCCACCUGUGAGAGUGAUUUCCCCCAGGAGUGUCCGCCACUUCCCACCAUCUCCAGUGGAUCUCACACAGGGGAGGGGUUUGGCCCCUUUGCCCCAGGAUUAUCUGUGACUUAUAGCUGUGAACCUGGUUACUUGCUUGUUGGAGAAAAGACCAUUAGAUGUUUGUCUUCAGGAAAGUGGAGUGCUGUUAUUCCCACAUGUAAAGAGGCAGAGUGUGAACCCCCAGGACCAUUUCUCAAUGGACGGAUAAAGAGCCCUCCAAGUCUUCGGGUCGGUGCAACUGUGAACUUUGACUGUAAUGAAGGGUAUUGGUUACAAGGCCAACCUUCCAGUCAAUGUGUAAUUGCUGGACAGCAGGCUUCUUGGACCAGAAUGCCAGUAUGCAAAGAAAUUCUGUGCCCGCCACCUCCUUCUAUUCUCAAUGGAAGACAUACAGGAAGCUCUUUAGGGAAAAUUCUAUAUGGAAGCACAGUCACUUACACCUGUGACCCAGACCCAGAGAAAGGAGUGAGCUACAACCUUAUUGGGAAGAAGACUAUCCGUUGUAUCACCAACAGUCAGAAGACUGGGAUCUGGAGUGACCCUGCCCCAAGCUGUGAACUUUCUAGUUCUGCUGUUCAGUGUCCACCUCCCCAGAUCCUAAGAGGCCAGAUAUCAUCUGGACAGAAAGAACAAUAUUCCUAUAAUGACACUGUGGUAUUUUCUUGCUCAUAUGGCUUCACCCUGAAAGGCAGCAAGGCAAUCCGAUGUACUGCCCAAGGCGCAUGGGAGCCGUUGGCACCAGUCUGUGAAAAGGAGUGCCAAGCCCCUCCUAAAAUCCUCAAUGGGCAGAAGGAAGAUGGACACAUGGUCCGCUUUGACCCAGGAACAUCUAUAAAGUACAGCUGUGACCCUGGCUAUGUUCUCGUGGGAAAAGAAUCCAUCCGUUGCACCUCUGAGGGGGUGUGGACACCCACUGCCCCCCAAUGCAAAGUGGCAGAGUGUGAACCUAUAGAAGAGCAAGUCUUUAACAAACCCCAGGAUCAAUUUAUUAGACCAGAUGUUAACUCUUCUUGCGACGAAGGGUACCGGUUAGGUGGGAGUGUUUAUCAGAAGUGCCAAGGUGUGAUUCCUUGGUUUAUGGAGAAUCGUCUAUGUGAAGAAAUCACCUGCCCACCACCUCCUGCCAUCUCUGAUGGGACACACACAGGGAGUUCCUCAGAAUAUGUUCCAUACGGAACCACAGUCACCUACACAUGCAACCCUGGGCCAGAGAGCGGAGUGGAAUUCAACCUCAUUGGGAAGAGUACCAUCCAUUGUACAAGCAAUGACCAAGAGAGGGGCAUCUGGAGUGGCCCUGCCCCUGUCUGCAAACUUUCCCUCCCUGCUGUUCAGUGUGUACCUGCCCAGGUGGAAAAUGGAUACAAGACAUCUGGGAAGGAAGCCCCAUACUUCUAUAAUGACAGUGUGACAUUCAAGUGUCAUCAUGGAUUUACUUUGAAGGGCAGCAGUCAGAUUCGUUGCAAAGCUGAUAGCACCUGGGAUCCUGAAAUACCCGUUUGUGAAAAAGGCUGCCAGCCACCUGUUGGGCUCCAUCAUGGUCAGCAUACAGGUGGAAAUAGGGUCCUCUUUGUCUCUGGGAUGGCUGUAGACUACACCUGUGACCCUGGCUACUUGCUUGUGGGAAACAAAUCCAUUCACUGUAUGCCUUCAGGAAAUUGGAGUCCUUCUCCCCCUCGGUGUGAAGAAGCACCAUGUCAACCUGUGGGAGAAGAUUUUCAAGAGCUUCCCAUUCAUUCACAUGUGAUACCAGUUAAUACAUCCUGUCAAGAUGGGUACCGGUUGACUGGACAUACUUAUCAGAAGUGUCAAGAUGCUGAGAAUAGGGUUUGGUUCCAAAAGACUCCACUUUGUAAAGUAAUUCACUGUCCGCCUCCACCCACGAUUGACAAUGGAAGGCCCAGGGGCGUGAUGGCAGAACCCUUUCUAUAUGGAAAUGAAGUCUCUUAUGAAUGUGACCAAGGAUUCUCUCUUCUGGGAGAGAAAAAUAUACGAUGCAUAAGUGAUUCUAAUGGACAUGGAUCUUGGACUGAACCUCUCCCAAAGUGCUUAAAAUCUCCUCCUGUAAUUCACUGCCCUAGCCCAGAAGUCAAACAUGGGUACCAGCUCAACAAAACUCGUUCUUCAUAUUCCCACAAUGAUACAAUAUAUGUCGCCUGCAAUCCUGGCUUCAUCAUGAACGGCAGUCACGUGAUUAAAUGUCAUACCAAUAACAAAUGGGUGCCAGGUGUACCAACUUGUAUCAAAAAGGCUUUCUUAGGAUGUCAACCUCCGCUUAAGAUACCCAAUGGAAAUCAUACUGGUGGAGAUAUAGCUCGAUUCUCUCCUGGAAUGUCAGUCCUGUACAGCUGUGACCAAGGCUACCUGCUUGUGGGAGAGGCACUCCUUCUUUGCACACAUGAGGGAACCUGGAGCCAAUCUGCCCCUUAUUGUAAAGAGGUAAACUGUAGCUCCCCAGAGUAUAUGAAUGGAAUCCAGAAGGGUCUGGAGCCUGGGAAAAUGUAUCAGUAUGGUGCAGUCGUCACUUUGGAGUGUGAAGAGGGAUAUACCCUGGAAGGCAGUCCCCAGAGCCAGUGUCAGGACGAUCAGGGAUGGAACCCGCCCCUGGCUGUCUGCAAAUCACCAGCCUCACUUGCUCCUCUUCUUAGUGGUCUUUCUGCAGGUUCAGUACUUCUUGUAUUCUUGAUUGGUGUCACCUUAUGCACAAUAUUAAAACACAGAGAACGCAAUUAUUAUACAAAUCAAAUCCCUAAAGAAGGAGAUCUUCAUUUAGAAACACGGGAAGUAUAUUCUAUUGAUCCAUACAACCCAGCAAGCUAAUCAGAAGACAAACUGUGUGCCUUCUUAUUUGGAACAUUGGUUGGGAAGAAACCAUUUUCAUCUCAGCAAGUCUAGGCGUAUGACCUCAGCAUCAGUGAAAUGACUUCAUAAGCUAUAAUUUCCCAUAUGCAGUUAUUCUCAAGCAGAAUGAAGAACGUUCACUUGACAGUAAAGAUGGGAGCCCAGUUUUACCGCCACAUGCUCUUCAAGGACUUUCUGAAGCCUCACCCACAAUAUGCCUGACAUCAGGCUAUAGCUAUAAACCCUUAACUCCAAAAGUAACGCCAUUUUAAGGAAGGCACUAGAAAGAGCUGUCCUCCUAUCGCCACUCUUCUUAUGCAAUCAGUAUACUUACUGUUAUCACACACUUCUGGUUGUAGUAUGGUUUUAAUUAUUUAAGCCAAGUAGAGAAUAUUUCAUGUUGUUAUGAAAUACUUUCGUUGAGAAGUCUAAUUUUAUUUUAAUCAUAGCAUCUUGCUCUCAUAUGGCUGAAUAUUUCUCUUUCAUUUCCACUUGGUUUGAUGGGUUUUUUUUCCCUCACAAUAUAUACUUUGCCUUUUCCCUAAUCAGUAAUUAUAAUUUGCACAAUUUUUUUUCCAUUAUGAGAGUCAAGUUUUAAUUGUACAGUUUUGGUGUACAGAUGCAGGCUUUGGAGAUUUCUUUGGCAGUUCUAUCAGGGCUUUGGUUUCCUUGAAAAUCUGGAUAGCAGGGGCACCU